AUGUCUAAAAACAACGAGGAAGAACGCCGGACAAAAUUCUGGGAUAAGCUUGAGCUCAAAUUAGGCGCUUUCAUGCCACUUCAUAUAAGAAAUAUUUUUAAAUACAAUAGCUUGGAUAAUCCACGUUCUAGUCGUUUCAUUGAAGAAGGCACAAUUAGUGAUAUUGAAGAAUUUUUAAGAACUACCAUGACAAAGUUACUCGAAAAUAUCGAGGAUAAGGACAAUUAUUUUGGUGUACAGCAUCAACAACCAGAAAAUUUCAAAUUUAAUCAUGGUGAUAAGUUUCUCCUUAUCACCCUUGCCGAACAUGUCAGAUCAAAACCCCCGAUCAUUACGGUGGCAAAAGUACAGAAAAUAACGUACAGAAAAAAAACGCAAUUAGAAUUUUGUGCUUUUGAAGAAAUACGAAAGUUAAAAAACGCAUUAAGUUCGACAUCGAAUAAAAAACGGAAACACUAUAAAGAUGAUACACUUUCUGAAAAAACUUACAGAAGAAUGAUGGGCAUGGAAGUUUCAAUAGAAGUGACGAAGAAAACAAAUAAUAAAAAUGACAGAAUGAAUGAAGUGGUUUAA
Molecule: messenger RNA, 573 nt
Organism: Brassicogethes aeneus
Lineage: Eukaryota; Metazoa; Arthropoda; Insecta; Coleoptera; Nitidulidae
Source: the annotation of a GenBank genome assembly